Ophidiomyces ophidiicola is the source of this 987-nucleotide messenger RNA. RefSeq lists its product as uncharacterized. NCBI's taxonomy places the organism in Eukaryota, Fungi, Ascomycota, Eurotiomycetes, Onygenales, Onygenaceae. The coding region runs from base 1 to 987 and encodes 328 amino acids. The record is from RefSeq and is a predicted model, not a curated record. The transcript has a single exon.
AUGAGCACUGAAGGCUGGGAUGAGGUUGAUAAACUCUCGCACAAAUUUUCAAACGUAUACUUAGACAGAAAUACUCCAAUUAUUCUUGACAAGAGCAACAAAUAUGACAAGACACUUCGACCAUUAGAGGUAGUCCCUGAAGAAAUUACCGGCCAUCCCAAGCGCCUUAAAGCAGAUGAUCCAUUUUUUCGGCACAUCGAUGAAUUUGCUACUAAAUGGGGUUUGAUUUCUGAAGAGUCAAAAAACAAUAUUAAAUUAGCCUGUGGAUAUCUCGACUUUCCUGUGAUACUUUUGCAAAACCCUUGUGACACCCACGCUCAACAGUAUGAUCAAAUGUUUUCCCCAGGCUCCACUUUGAACUGGGUGAGAAAAAUGUUAGGACAGAUGAACCUGACAAUGGAUGACAUCUGCAUAUGGGAUACGCUUCCGAUGAUCAGCACCCAAUGGCUUGACACCAGGAGCCUCGACGAACAGAAGGAUGCAAUCGAAGAAGCAUUUGCGCUCACGAUAAAAUUUGUCGAAACAUUUCAGCCCAGGACCCUCAUCUCUUGCCAAUGCGCUACUGGCUCCGCAGGACACAAGUUCGGUACCAUUGACCAUUCUUUCGCUCGGUAUAUUUCCUCUAGUCUCAGAAUGGCGCAAGACCGCCUAGUGUCCGGGAUCAAAAUAUCCGAACAUUAUAUCCUCCUUGUUGUGCUCGGAUUUCAUCCUGGUCGACUCAUACGAGAAAGAAUUUCCCAAGAGGACACAACAUUAAGGGAACUAUUUCGAACCAUCUAUGCGCCAUGCUCCGAUUGGAAGGGAAAACAUUGCGCUAUGGUCAAUGCGCAAAAGGAGGUCGAAGCUGCCCUUAGAACCAUGACAGCUACACUGGAAGCAUAUCGAAACACUAUACAGCCCUUGCGUGACUGUUGCCAACCUUCCAGAAGCGGUCGUUUGCUAAUAAUGAAAGUUCAAAAUAUAUUGAACCAAUUAGAUAUUCAUUAA